Nasonia vitripennis (jewel wasp) is the source of this 1894-nucleotide messenger RNA. RefSeq lists its product as uncharacterized. The transcript is spliced from 6 exons. NCBI's taxonomy places the organism in Eukaryota, Metazoa, Arthropoda, Insecta, Hymenoptera, Pteromalidae. The record is from RefSeq and is a predicted model, not a curated record. Gene Ontology annotation, molecular function: protein binding. Bases 203 to 1333 code for a protein of 376 amino acids.
CUGCUAUAUAUAUUUGCGCGCAAUAAUAAUAUAUAUAGCCAUGACGCAAUCUACUACUUACUAUAUACAUGCACAUAUGGUAUGCAUUAUACAAUGUUAUAUACAAAUACAGUCGAUGACAUAUGCGGCCAGUUGCGCGCAGUUUGUUCUGUAUACCGGCAUGAGUACAGCGAAUGAUCAUAGUCAACUAUUUUAGAUCACAAUGGAAAAACCUUCAAAUAAAGAGGAAGAAAUUAGUGCAGAAUUUGCACUUAGUGAUGCAUUGGAUAACAUUUGUCAGUAUUUUAAAAUAAGAGACUUAAUUAACGUUUCAUUAGUUUGCAAAUCCUGGCAAGAAACAGCAAAACGAGAAAUAGCAAAAAGAGGACCAGAACGAGUUUUGAUACCACAUAUUUAUUGUAGCGAUAUCAGAAAUGGGAACUCAAGUUUUCAUGUGUAUGAUUUCUUAAGCGCGGAACCAUAUGUAGCUAUAUUAUUUGUUGGACCAAGUUUAAGAGAACGCAACAAUGAAAGAAUACUAGAAUUUAAAAUUUUACGUGCAUAUAAAAAGUACUUUCCGCAUCAUUUAAUAGCUGUAGGUGUCGAUGAAUCUAUGAUGGACGAAGAAAUCAUAAAUAGUUGUCCUGGUAUGUUAGGAGCACCUAAUGGUAUCCUUGGAUUAUUCUUACCAAAGCAUCGAGAUUUGACAAUUAAAGUUGCAUCAUGUAUCUAUAACAGAUCUGCUUCUUAUGCUGAAAAAAUAAUUGAAGAUAUAUCACCAGAUGAUAAGCAGUUAAAAUCCACAUUAAUUAUCUUUUGUAAUUCUUACCAAGGUUAUUCUUUAGCAACACAAGUUCUGAAACAUAUUAAAAAAAGAUUUGUACAAAAAAUGUACACUUUGUGGGGUGGUGUUUUUGAUGAUGACUUAAAAGCAAUUGACUGCCCAACAGUAGACAGUAUUGAUAAUCCAAAAACAGCUAUAUUUGCUUUAAGUAUAACAGGAUCAAAUCUUGAGUCUUGGUCUGUUGUUAUAGACUGUAGAAUUAAAAAACAAGAAGUAAAUGAAAAAUUAUUUUAUUUGCGAGAUAAUUUGAGAUUACGACGACGGACAAUAGGCUUAGCUUGUGGUCCUCGAUACGUAGAAGAUUUAAGCAAAAAUUCUCAUGAAAAUAUGUAUCUGAAUAGUCACGAAUUAAUGCAUGUCAUCAAGAAGAUCUUUUCAAGAAUCCCUUUUAUUAGUAUAUUCAAUUAUGGAUAUCAUAGUCAUUUUGGAGUUGAUUCAAUCAGUGAUGAUGGCAAACAAGAACUCGCUCAUCAAAUGGCUAUAUCUUUAAUGAUCCUAACUUAUGAUUGAAUGCCUUACUGGUUAAAAAAUGUGAUGAUCCAAGUGUCUUUGUAUGUAUGUCUUUGUAUACAAAAAAUGUCAAUAUUUUAUACUUGCAUUUUUUAAAUUAUUUAUAUUUUUACAAUUUUUUUACUUAGCAAUUUAUAUAUUUAUAAAAUUAAUAUAUAUUUAAACAAUGUUUACUCAACUAGAAGUGAUUAUACGCAAAUUGUCUAUUUAUUGUUCAGAAAUUUAAAUAAAGUUACAAAAGUUACAAGAAUCCAGUUUUUGUGUUUUGUGUAACUAAUUUUUAGAAGGAAGAAAAAUAUGAUCGUGUUAUUUAUUUUUAUUAUAAAAAUUUUAUGAAAUUUUAAAUUUUUAUUUCCAUUUUAUUAGUUAAAUAAUUAAAUAAAUACGUAUAAUUGCGUUUUAAAUUUCAAUUUGUUACAACAAUUUAUCAAACAAUUUUAAUAUAUCAAAAAACGAUGUUUAAAAACAACAAAGACAUCUAGAGGCAAAUGCUAUUUAUAAAAAUGGUUCAAUGUUGAUCUCUAAAGAUGUACAAGGAAUAGUUAGUCCAAAUUUAGUAAG